AUGGCCGCUCAGUCCACCGCCGACACCAGCUCGAACCGCCAGCGCUUGACGCCGGUCGACCGCUCCUGGCUGCGCAUGGACGAGACCGCGAAUCGGAUGAUCAUCACCGGGAUGAUGUUCUUCGAGGCGCCGAUCGGGCUGGAGGAGUUCGGCCACCUGCUCGAGGAACGGCUGGCGACGAUCCCGCUGUUUCGCCGCUGCAUUGUGCUCGACCGCCGCGGAUCAGCGCACUGGCAAGACGAUCCAGCCUUCAAUAUCGGCAACCACCUGCAGCAGCUCGAGCUCGAGACACCGGCCGACAAAGCGACACUGGAGCAAGCCGUCGGCCGUCUGAUGAGCGAGCCGUUCGACGAAGCCCACCCGCCGUGGGCCUUCCGGUUGGUGCCGUUCAAAGGCGGCACGGUGGUCCUGUCGCGAUUGCAUCAUUCGCUCGGCGACGGGGUGGCGCUGAUGCUGGUGCUGCUGUCGAUGACCGAGCUCGAGGCGCCGGUGGCCGGCCAGCCGGCGGUCGAGAAUCCGCUGGGAUCGAUCCUCUGCGGCAACGCUGAAGCCGACCCCGACGGACUCGAGGUGGCACACCGCAUCGUGCCCGAGGUGAUGAACCUGAUGAGCCGCCGCAGCGACGCCGGCCCGGGCGGUAGCAAGCUCGGCCUGGGACUCAAGGUGCUGAGCUCGUUGACCAGCUUGACCUUUCGCUCCGCCGAUCCCCAGACCCGCUUCAAAGGGCCGCUGACCACCGACAAACGUGCUGCCUGGUCGAAUUCGAUCGACCUCGCCGAGGUGCGGGCGAUCAAGGCACACCUCGGCGGCACCCUGAACGAUCUGCUGCUGACCGCCAUGACCGGCGCCCUGCGACGCUAUCUGAUCGCCCAAGGCGAGCCGGUCGAGGGGCUCGAUUUUCGCGCCACGGUGCCGGUCUCGAUCCGCAAGCUGAAAGACCUCAAAGCCCUGGGCAAUCGCUUCGGCCUGAUCUUCCUCGCCUUGCCGGUGGGCAUCGCCGAUCCAGCGGAACGUCUGGCCGAGCUGCAGCGCCGGACGACCGCUCUCAAGGGCUCGGUCGAAGCCGGCGUGGUCUAUGGCUUCUUGCACGCCAUGGGCCGAUCGCCGCGCUGGGUACACCAGCUGGUACUCAAGAUCUUCGGCAUGAAGGCGACCGCCGUGGUCACCAACGUCCCGGGGCCUCGGCAGCAGCUCUAUCUCUGCGGCCAGCCGAUCAACGACAUGCUGUUUUGGGUGCCCCAGGCCGGUCGCCUGGGGCUCGGCAUCAGCAUCGCCAGCUACAACGGCCAGGUCCGCCUCGGGGUCACCACGGACGCCUCCCUGGUUCCGGAGCCGAUCGAAAUUGUCAACGCCUUCCAUGACGAGCUCGAGCACCUGCGGGGUCUAGCUCCGGUCGGGCGCUGA
This is a messenger RNA of Nerophis lumbriciformis (worm pipefish), 1404 nucleotides long. The record is from RefSeq and is a predicted model, not a curated record. NCBI's taxonomy places the organism in Eukaryota, Metazoa, Chordata, Actinopteri, Syngnathiformes, Syngnathidae.